Penicillium manginii is the source of this 282-nucleotide messenger RNA. RefSeq lists its product as uncharacterized. The transcript has a single exon. Lineage: Eukaryota; Fungi; Ascomycota; Eurotiomycetes; Eurotiales; Aspergillaceae. The record is from RefSeq and is a predicted model, not a curated record. Bases 1 to 282 code for a protein of 93 amino acids.
AUGCUCGCCAUCCUGUUGUGUCUUGUCCCGUCUCCCUCGCCAAUCAAAUCCGCCCAUCCCGGCUGCUCGUCCACCAAAGCUCCCCAUGUUGGCCCCGGGCGUCUCGCCGAGCUCUCGGGCCAGCGCGUGGCCACGGCCUUUCCUGCUUCAACGGGCAUGGCGCCACCUGAAAGGAUCGAGACACCUGAGAGUCCGGCGCUAAACGGUGUGCGCAAUCAUACGGCUACAACAUCAACAUACCAAAUCAAUGAGGGGUUCGGGGCUUUCUACUCCUCCAGCUGA